AUGGAAAAGCAAGUCGCAUUGAGAAUGUUGUUAACCGUGACGACUCUAUGUUUCUUUUCUUUCUUCUACAGUGGAGUCCAUGGAACUGCUUCUCUAGAGAUUGAUAUGAAAUUAAAGGCUCUUAACAAGCCUGCAUUGAAGACGAUCAAAAGCGAAGAUGGAGAUAUAAUAGAUUGUGUGGAUAUCUAUAAACAACCCGCUUUUGAUCAUCCUGCCUUAAGAAAUCACAAGAUUCAGAUGAAACCGAGUGUGGAACUUGGUUCAAAGGAGACUAAUAUUCCAUCAGACAGUUCUCCUAAACCGGUUACAUCCAAGAUUUGGACCAAAUCUGGUCAAUGUCCGGUAGGGAAAAUACCGAUUCGUAGAGUUAGUAGAGAAGACAUAAGCAGGGACUCCUCACCAUCUAGCUUUGGAAGAAAACCUCCUCACAUAUACAAAACUUUAGACAAAACACACCAACACAAGACUAAUAGCAAUUCAACAACUGGAAAACACAAAAUCCCCGCCCGGAAAACCAUUCGGUAUAUAUGUUAA
This is a messenger RNA of Raphanus sativus (radish), 534 nucleotides long. RefSeq lists its product as uncharacterized. Bases 1 to 534 code for a protein of 177 amino acids. NCBI's taxonomy places the organism in Eukaryota, Viridiplantae, Streptophyta, Magnoliopsida, Brassicales, Brassicaceae. The transcript has 3 exons. The record is from RefSeq and is a predicted model, not a curated record.